AGAUCGACUGUGCCAUGCCAGAUUGUGUGAGAGUUAUUCCAUUGCGCAUGCGGAGCCAAGGUAGGCCUGCUGUUUUGUAACUCCAGUUAACUCAACGCAGCCAUCUACAUCAAAACAAGAUGAAAAGCCGGAGAAUCGGGGACUCUGCAACGGUGGAUUUCUGUAACUCCAGUGCUGCCAUAUAGAAGAUAGUCACGCAGGGUUUUUUUUUCUCUUCUCUUCUCUACAGAAAUGUUCUUCUUUAACAAAGAUCCAGACAAGAUGAGUAAUUUGGGGCAUAAAGGACGAAAUGUAAAAUAACAUUUAAAUCAGAAAACAAGGGCCAGAUUACAGAAGAAACUUUGCAGUUUUUAAACCGUUUUUGUCAUUGUACAGCUACAAAUGUCUACCUCACGAUUAAGGUGUAAUUUACUGUAUUUACUAGCGUGAAGAAGGUUAUAAAAUGAGCUCCAGUGUGGAAAGAGAUGACAGCAGCAUUUUUGAUGGGUUGAUGGAAGAAGAUGACAAGGACAAAGCUAAAAGGGUUUCCAGAAACAAAUCUGAAAAGAAACGCAGAGAUCAGUUUAAUGUCCUCAUCAAAGAGCUUGGCUCCAUGCUCCCGGGUAACACCCGGAAGAUGGACAAAUCAACAAUACUGCAGAAGAGCAUCGACUUUCUACGCAAGCACAAAGAAAUUGCUGCACAGUCAGAGACAAGUGAAAUACGACAAGACUGGAAGCCUUCAUUCCUUAGUAAUGAGGAGUUUACACAGUUAAUGCUAGAAGCACUUGAUGGAUUCUUUCUAGCAAUAAUGACGGAUGGAAAUAUAAUUUAUGUUUCAGAAAGUGUUACCUCCUUACUUGAACACUUACCUUCUGAUCUCUUGGAUCAGAACCUGUUAAAUUUUCUCCCAGUGGGCGAACAUUCAGAGAUAUAUAAAGUUCUCUCUACUCAAAUGCUGGAAGGGGAGACUCUGACUCCAGAAUACUUAAAGACAAAAAAUCAGUUAGAAUUUUGUUGCCAUAUGCUAAGAGGAACAGUAGAUCCUAAGGAAAUGCCUGUAUAUGAAUAUGUAAAAUUCAUAGGAAAUUUCAAGUCUUUGAAUAAUGUGACGACUUCCACACGAAAUGGCUUUGAAGGAGUUAUACAAAGGUCCUUAAGGCCACCAUAUAAAGACAGAGUGUGUUUCAUAGCAACCGUGAGAUUAGCUAAACCCCAGUUUAUUAAGGAAAUGUGCACAGUGGAAGAACUUAAUGAAGAAUUCACAUCACGACAUAGCUUAGAGUGGAAGUUUUUAUUCUUGGAUCACAGGGCACCACCAAUAAUUGGAUAUUUACCAUUUGAAGUUCUUGGCACGUCUGGCUACGAUUACUACCAUGUGGAUGACCUGGAAACUUUAGCAAAAUGCCACGAACACUUAAUGCAGUAUGGGAAGGGGAAAUCAUGUUACUACAGAUUCUUGACCAAAGGACAGCAGUGGAUUUGGCUUCAGACCCACUACUAUAUCACUUACCACCAGUGGAACUCCAGACCUGAGUUCAUUGUCUGUACACACACUGUAGUAAGCUAUGAUGAGGUAAGAGCAGAACGAAGAAGAGAGCUUGGGAUUGAAGAGACUCCACAGGAGGUGGCUGCAGAUAAGUGUCAAGAUUCCCAGCUGAACACUGUCAGUCUAAAGGAGGCUCUGGAAAGGUUUGAUCACAGUAGGACUCCUUCAGCCUCCUCAAGGAGUUCACGGAAGUCCUCAUCACACACUGCAGUGUCUGACCCGAUUUCAACCCCCACAAAGCUACAAACAGAAACCAGCACACCCCCACGGCAGUCUAUGGCUUCAGCAGUUGAAAUGACUUCACAGAGAAGGUCAUCAGUAAGCAGCCAGCAGUCAAUGAGUUCUCAAAGCACUGGCCAGGCUAUGGCCCCACCCAUGAUGACCCAGCAGCCUGCAACUCUACAGAUUCCACCCAGCAUUUCACAGCCUAUGUUGCAGUUCUCCGCCCAGCUUGGAGCAAUGCAGCAUCUCAAAGAUCAACUGGAACAGAGGACACGGAUGAUCGAAGCAAACAUACAGAGACAGCAAGACGAGUUACGAAAGAUUCAGGAGCAGCUCCAAAUGGUUCAGGGACAAGGACUACAGAUGUUUCUGCAGCAGCCUGCUGGUGGGCUAAACUUUGGUUCUGUGCAGCUUUCUAGUGGAAAUCCACCUACAGUGCAGCAGGUCAACUCCAUCGCAAUGCAGGGACAAGUCAUUCCAGCAAGUCCAAUCCAAGGAGGCAUGGGCACGGGUCAUAUUGCCACACAGCAUGUCAUACAGCAGCAGCCUUUACUAAGAGAGCAAAACACCACACUAACACCGCAACAGUCUCAGCAGUCUCUGAGAACAGCACACAGCCAGCAGACUUCCCUGCCCAGCCAGCCUCAAAACACAUUCCCCCCCUCACUGUAUAACACUAUGAUGAUCUCUCAGCCGGGAUCUGCAAACAUGGUACAGAUUGCAUCCAGUUUACCCCAAAACACCAACCAAAGUGGGGCAGUGGCCACUUUCACUCAGGACAGACCAAUACGGUUUCCUCAAGGACAGCAGCUUGUGACCAAGUUGGUGACGGCCCCAAUGGCUUGUGGGACAGUCAUGGUACCCACUACCAUGUUCAUGAGUCAGGUGGUGACAGCAUAUCCUACUUUUGCAUCACAGCAGCAGCAGCCACAGACAGUAUCAAUAACACAGCAGCAACAGAGCCAGCAAGAGCAGCAACAGCAACAAAACACAGCUCAGCAACCAUCCCAAGCACAGACUCAGAUAACUCAGCAAUCACAGCAGUUCUUGCAGGGCCCUCGAUUGCUUCAUGGCAACCAGUCCACUCAGCUCAUCCUGUCAGCUGCUUUCCCAUUACAGCAACAGAGCACUUUUACUGAAGCACACCACCACCACCACUACCAGCAGCAACAGUCGCAACAGCAAACGCAACUUUCUCGGCGUAGAACUGACAGCAUGUCUGACUCUUCCAGCGUGCAGCCUCAGUGACCUGGGCAGAGUUCAUAAGACAAGCAUUGGUGCUUUCCAAUCAAGUAAUUGCACUGAACAAAACAGUAUUCCAGGAGGAUUAAUGCAGUAUUCAGUCUGUACUUCUAAAGUACUUAGAAGUAUUUUAGGCUAAAAGAAAAAAAUAACAUUACUACAAUGUGCAUUUGGUUUAAACACGAGACGAUCCAAGAGGCAAGACGACCCCAAUAAGCAAGCAGUGUGUACGGUCCCCAUCUCAGUGAAAUGCUCUGCCAAGCAGAAAUAUUAAUUAUGGCAACAGGAAAUCAGCACUAACAGUUAUUCCUUCUCGUUUGCAAUUGCAUUUUUAAGCAGUUGUUUUAAUUUAUGUAGUGUGUUCAAGCAGAAGUGCUGCUGCUUUUUUUUUUUCUUUGAUAAUGCUUUAGAAAUGUCCAAAGGAUAUUUUUGUUUGUCAAAUUUAGGAAAUAUUUUUUCUGAAUUUCAUGUGGAUUAUUGUACAGACACCUGUAAAAUAAUGUGUAAAUAUCUGGAUAAAAGUAACAAAUAUUUUAUAUGAUGCAUGAAAGUGUAAUCUGUUUGUAGGUUUGAAUAUAUAUUUUUUCUAGUAUUCUGACAAGAAGCUAAAGCUAAUAUUUUCAUCGGCCUCCUUUCCCUUCAGAUGUGUUGCAUCUGCUUAACUUUAGCACCUUUGUUUGUGCUUCAAGUAGGUGGUGUCAUAGUAUCCUGUUUUGUGAAAUUGAGAGAAAUUAUUUAAAAUAAAUAAUUUCUGUGAAAUUGUGUUCCAAAGAUGCACAAUAAGACGAAAUGUAUCUUACAUUUUAAAUCAAGGAUCAAGGUCAUGUGACAAUUAUAUUCUAAUAUGUAAAUAAUUAGAUUUUGAAAUAUUGCAUGCAGUUUUUGAAUUUAUUAAUCAGUGCCAAGAAAUAAAUAUUGUCAUUAUACUUUUCAUUAGUUU
Messenger RNA from Polyodon spathula (Mississippi paddlefish), 3932 nucleotides. Its product is annotated as circadian locomoter output cycles protein kaput-like. The record is from RefSeq and is a predicted model, not a curated record. The coding region runs from base 443 to 2998 and encodes 851 amino acids. Gene Ontology annotation, biological process: circadian regulation of gene expression; regulation of transcription by RNA polymerase II. NCBI's taxonomy places the organism in Eukaryota, Metazoa, Chordata, Actinopteri, Acipenseriformes, Polyodontidae. The transcript has 24 exons. Gene Ontology annotation, molecular function: protein dimerization activity; DNA-binding transcription factor activity, RNA polymerase II-specific; E-box binding. Gene Ontology annotation, cellular component: nucleus; CLOCK-BMAL transcription complex; cytoplasm.